Messenger RNA from Diabrotica virgifera virgifera (western corn rootworm), 5130 nucleotides. Its product is annotated as bifunctional glutamate/proline--tRNA ligase. Lineage: Eukaryota; Metazoa; Arthropoda; Insecta; Coleoptera; Chrysomelidae. Gene Ontology annotation, biological process: glutamyl-tRNA aminoacylation; translation; prolyl-tRNA aminoacylation. The transcript has 22 exons. Gene Ontology annotation, molecular function: ATP binding; glutamate-tRNA ligase activity; proline-tRNA ligase activity. The record is from RefSeq and is a predicted model, not a curated record. The coding region runs from base 148 to 5052 and encodes 1634 amino acids. Gene Ontology annotation, cellular component: aminoacyl-tRNA synthetase multienzyme complex; cytoplasm.
CGCGCAACGUUGUAAUAUCUCCAGCUUUGACGGACAGGACUGCCCUAACCUAACCUCUUCAGUUUUUAAUCUGGAACAUUGAACAACUUUUAAAUGAUUGCACAAUUUUAGGACCAUUUAUCACCAUCUUAAAACGAAAUAAAGACAAUGAAAAUUACCGUAAAUAAAUCUAGUCCCCCUUUAGGAGGCUUAUUUCUUGCCGAAUAUGUAAAAUUAGUUAAAAGCAUCCCCUUGGAAAUUUCAUGGGGUUCAGAGACGGUUGUCGAAAAUACGAGUUGCAAAAAUAGCAAUGAUGUAGCAAGGACUAUUGCCAGAUCAUUUUGUCCAGAGCUGUAUGGAUCUUCAGCUCUUGAAACAACAGAAGUAGAUAACUGGUUAACGCUUUCCCUUGGUCCACUUAAUAAUAGAAGCGAAGUUACCGGUGUCUUAGAAACCCUAAAUAAAGUUUUAGGUUCAGUUACUUACUUGGUUGCUAAAAGAAUUACUGUUGCUGAUUUCAUUGUUUUUGGUAGCUUAUAUACAAACAAACACUGGAAUGAUUUAACCAAAUCUAAAUCGGCACCAGUUAAUGUUGUUCGUUGGUACGACUUUCUACAUGCACAAGAAGCUGUUAUGAACAUUUUAAAUAACCUACCCCAAGAUGUAGCAGCUUCGUUGACACAAGCAGAAAAACAAGUUAGUCAAGAGAAAAAUACUAAUAUUGGUAAUCGAAAUCAAGAGGGAAAAUUUGUCGAUUUGCCUUUUGCAGAGAUGGGUAAAGUUAUUGUCAGGUUUCCACCAGAAGCAUCAGGUUAUUUGCACAUUGGCCACGCCAAAGCUGCCCUUCUCAACCAACACUAUCAGGAAGCUUUCCAGGGGAAACUUAUUUUACGUUUCGAUGAUACUAAUCCUGCCAAAGAAAAUGUGCAUUUUGAAAACGUUAUUCUGGAAGAUGUAGCAAUGUUACAGAUUAAACCCGACAUAUUCACGUAUACCUCAGAUUACUUUGAACUUAUGUUAGAGUUAUGUGAAAAAAUGAUGAAAGAAGGAAAUGCCUAUGUAGAUGAUACUGAACCAGAGGAAAUGAAAACUCAAAGAGAACAAAAAAUCGAGUCAGUCAACAGGAAUAAUGAUGUUCAGAAGAAUUUUGCUAUGUGGGAAGAAAUGAAAAAAGGUACCGAGAAAGGUCAGAAGUGUUGUGUUCGAGCCAAAAUGUUUAUGGAUUCUCCCAAUGGCUGCUUAAGGGACCCUACCAUAUACAGAUGUAAAAAUGAACUUCAUCCACGAACAGGAAGUAAAUAUAAGGUUUACCCUACAUACGAUUUUGCUUGUCCGAUUGUCGAUGCCAUAGAAGGAGUAACUCACGUCUUGCGGACAAUGGAAUACCAUGACAGAGAUCAUCAAUUUUACUGGUUUAUCGAAAAAUUGGGAUUAAGAAAACCACAUAUUUGGGAGUAUAGCAGACUAUCCAUGACAAAUACAGUACUUAGUAAAAGGAAAUUAACGUGGUUUGUCAAUGAAGGACAAGUAGAUGGAUGGGAUGAUCCUAGGAUGCCAACGGUUCGCGGUGUCCUAAGACGAGGUAUGACAGUGCAAGGACUAAAAGAAUUCAUUAUUGCUCAAGGUUCGAGCAGAUCCGUUGUGUUCAUGGAAUGGGACAAAAUUUGGUCAUUCAACAAAAAGGUCAUUGAUCCUAUUGCACCAAGAUACACAGCUGUGGAUGUAAAUGAUCCUGUACCAGUUUUGGUAAAAGGAGUCAAGGAAGAAUGUUUAUCCGUACCCAAACAUCCUAAGAAUGCUGAAGUUGGUAACAAAUCAACGUGGUUGGGUCCAAAAAUUCUGAUCGAUAGAGUAGAUGCAGAAGCCUUAAAGGAAGGUGAAAAUACGACAUUUAUUAAUUGGGGAAAUUUGAUGAUUACUAAAAUUAAUAGACAAAAUGGAAAUAUCGUUAAUGUGGAAGCACAACCAAAUCUUCAAGACACGAAUUUCAAAAAAACAUUGAAGCUUACUUGGCUUGCAGAAACAGAUAAGGCACCGUUUACUCCAACUUGGUGCGUUUAUUUUGAUCAUAUCAUUAGUAAAGCAGUGUUAGGAAAAGAUGAAGAUUUCAAACAAUUCAUUGGUCAUCAAACAAAGAAAGAAGUUGAAAUGCUAGGCGAUCCAGAACUGAGAAAUUUACAAGUUGGAGACAUCAUUCAGCUACAGAGACGAGGAUUUUUCCGCGUUGAUGUGGCUUACAAACCGGCUAAUCUACAUACUUACAAAGAACAACCAGUUGUACUUUUCCAUAUUCCUGAUGGAAGUGCUAAAGAAAGCAUUCCUGGACAAGCUGUAGCCAAAUCUAAGACGAAUGUUGCUCCAAAAGCUGAUAAUAAGGUCACAAGUAAAUCGGCUACAGAUCUAAAUAAUGAAAUCAUAAAACAAGGAGAUGCUGUUCGCAAGUUAAAGGAGCAAAAAGCAGCGAAGGCUGAUAUUGACACAGCCGUGAAAGUACUAUUGACUUUAAAAGCUGAGUAUAAAGCUGUCGCUAAUACUGACUGGAAACCUGGUUGUGUACCUCCUACAGCUUCAGUUUCUAAGACUGAUUCUGCUAUUAGUGACGAGAUCAAUGCGAAAAUCGCAGCACAGGGCGAAAAGGUGCGACAGCUAAAAUCACAAAAAGCCGACAAAGCAGCAGUAGAGGCCGAAGUGAGGCAAUUGUUAUCAUUAAAAGCUGAGUACAAGUCUGCUACUGGAAAAGAUUGGACUCCAAGUCAGGCAUCUUCUACCAACAAAAUUACAAAUCAGACAUCUUCUACCACCAAACCAAAACAAGAAAACGUGUCCUUAGACGAAAAUUCAAUUCUCCAGCAAAUAGCUCUACAAGGUGAGAAAGUUAGAACCUUAAAAUCUCAAAAGGCCGAUAAAUCAACUGUCGACCACGAAGUCAAGGCGCUGUUAUCUCUAAAGGCUGAUUAUAAGACAUUAACUGGUAAAGAUUGGAAGCCUGGAGCAGUUGCGGCGCCACCAUCUCUAAAUAGCUCAACGUAUUCCGCUUCAGCGAAUGUAACGGUGGAUGAAAAUAGUCUACUUUUAGACAUUUCUUCACAGGGAGACGUUGUAAGAAAACUUAAGUCAGAAAAAGCUGAUAAGUCCCAAGUUGACGUUGAAGUAAAAAAACUGCUCAAUUUAAAAGAAAACUUUAAGAAUUUAACUGGCAAAGAUUGGAAACCCAAUAUGAAACCUGAACCAGCAGUACCCGACAACCAAAACGUUAGUGCUGGAGGUGAUAACGCCAAGGAAGUAUUAACCGCUAAGAUUACUGAUCAAGGCAAUCUGGUUCGAGAUUUAAAAACACAAAAAGCUGAUAAGGAAAAAGUAGAUGCCGCUGUAAAAAUACUCUUAGCCCUUAAGGUUGAAUAUAAAAAUCUAACAGGUACAGAUUUUCCUGUAGCGGGCAGAACCCCAAAAGAAACCAAACCUGCGGCACCUAAGGAAAAAGUAGUAAAGCAAAAACCAGCAGCAAAAGAGAAAAAACCUGAGGUUGUUGAGGCCAACGAUAGUGGUGCUAAAAAACAAACUAGACUUGGUCUGGAAGCGAAAAAAGAAGAACAAUUGUCUGACUGGUACUCUCAAGUUAUCACGAAAGGAGAACUAAUAGAAUAUUAUGAUGUUUCCGGAUGUUACAUCUUUAGACCAUGGUCAUUCGCGAUAUGGGAAGCUAUCAAAGAUUGGUUCGAUGGCGAAAUUAAGAAACUAGGUGUUCAAAACUGCUAUUUCCCAAUAUUUGUUUCCAAAGCUGCUUUAGAAAAGGAGAAGACCCAUAUUGAAGACUUCGCCCCAGAGGUGGCAUGGGUUACCAAAUCGGGUGACUCUGAUAUGGCAGAACCUAUUGCAGUUAGACCAACUUCUGAAACUGUAAUGUAUCCUGCAUAUGCGAAAUGGAUUCAGUCAUAUCGUGACCUUCCUAUUAAAUUGAAUCAAUGGAACAAUGUUGUUAGAUGGGAAUUCAAACAUCCUCAACCUUUCUUAAGAACUAGAGAAUUUUUGUGGCAAGAGGGUCAUACAGCUUUUGCUUUGAAAGAAGAAGCCGAUGUAGAAGUUAGACAAAUUUUAGAUUUAUAUGCAAGAGUAUACACCGAUUUACUAGCCAUACCAGUGGUUAAAGGUAGAAAAACAGAAAAGGAAAAAUUCGCUGGUGGAGACUACACUUUAACAGUCGAAGCCUAUGUUUCAGCUAGCGGAAGAGCUAUUCAAGGAGCCACGUCGCAUCAUCUAGGUCAAAACUUUUCAAAGAUGUUCGAUAUUACGUACGAACAUCCAGAUAGUCAGGAGAAGACUCAUGUAUACCAGAAUUCUUGGGGUAUUACAACGCGAACAAUUGGUGUGGUGGUGAUGAUUCACGGCGACAAUCAAGGGUUGGUUAUACCCCCACGAGUGGCAGCUAUACAAAUUGUCAUCGUACCAUGUGGUAUCACUGCCAAUCUUUCUGAAGAUUCUCGUAAAAAAUUGCAGUCGUCCUGUGAUGCAUUGGAAGCAGACUUAAAAGCAGCAAAUGUACGCGUUAAAGGAGAUUACAGAGACAAUUACUCCCCUGGGUGGAAGUUCAAUCAUUGGGAACUUAAGGGAGUCCCAGUGAGAAUUGAAUUAGGACCGAAGGAUAUAGAAAAAAAUCAGUUGGUAGCUGUAAGGAGAGACACUGGGGAAAAAAUUACUAUUAGCCGCGCCGAUGCUGUCACCAAAUUAGGAGCAAUAUUAGAAGAUGUUCACGCAAACUUGUACAAAAAAGCUUGUGAUGAUUUGGAGAGUCAUAAAGUGCUUCUUAAGGAUUGGUCGCAGUUCUGUCCAUCUUUGGAUAAAAGAAAUAUCAUUUUAGCACCAUUCUGUGGUGAAGUUCAGUGCGAGGAUAAAAUUAAGGCUGAUAGUACCAGGGACGCCGGCGAAAAUGCUGAACCCGGAGCUCCAUCCAUGGGUGCCAAAUCUCUUUGUAUCCCCUUAGAACAACCUGCCGAUAUCAAACCAAGCGACAAGUGCAUUCAUCCAGAUUGUAAAAACAAACCAAAAUAUUACACAUUGUUCGGAAGAAGUUACUAGAAUGCCCCUGAAAUAAUUUAUUCAACUAAAAAUAAGCUGUAACAUUUUUAUUUUAACAAUAACAGCAUUUUUCAAAGA